Cydia pomonella (codling moth) is the source of this 1198-nucleotide messenger RNA. Its product is annotated as immediate early response 3-interacting protein 1. Lineage: Eukaryota; Metazoa; Arthropoda; Insecta; Lepidoptera; Tortricidae. Gene Ontology annotation, biological process: endoplasmic reticulum to Golgi vesicle-mediated transport. Gene Ontology annotation, cellular component: endoplasmic reticulum membrane; Golgi membrane; COPII-coated ER to Golgi transport vesicle. Bases 244 to 489 code for a protein of 81 amino acids. The transcript has 3 exons. The record is from RefSeq and is a predicted model, not a curated record.
CCCUUUGGUCCGGUUUUUUUUUUUAAUUUGCCGCCUUUUUCUACUGACGGAAGUGGCUUGCUAAACUAUAAUGUGAUUUUAUUGAAAAUUCAUGCAGUUUUGGGCUCGGUAGUAUGUUUUAGCUCUAAGUGCUCUGACAACACUGCCUUGUCGAUUUGUCAGUUUUACGUCAAACAAAAUACUCAAAACAAAUCAUUGUGAUUUUAAUUCAACUCUUAAUUAGGUUUUCAGUAUUUUCUCGAAAUGCUUACUUUGUGGAAUUUAUUUGAAGCCUCAUUACUUUGUCUUAAUGCAGUCUGCGUACUUCAUGAAGAAAGAUUUAUGCAAAAAAUGGGAUGGGGAGCUCAAAGUCAUAGCCAAGGAUUUGAAGAUCAGUCAACAGUGAAAUACCAGAUCCUGAACUUAGUUAGGUCCAUAAGAACAGUGACAAGAAUUCCGUUGAUCCUACUAAACAUACUCACAAUCAUAUUCAAGUUACUAUUGGGAUAAUGGUAUUAAACAAGAAGCAAGAUUUAUAACAAAAACCGAAAAAAGCUGAUGCUUUGGUAGCAUGCUAGUGUUUAUUAUCUCUUCAAGUGGCAUAUGUCGUUUUGGAGUUGUUGGAAAUUUGAUUUUAUUUCAAUGAAUCAAUAUUGAAAUUUAAAUGACAUAAUUGGUCAGGAGCCAAAGGGUUACCACUUCAAGGGUUACCGUCGAUACUAUUUAACAUAGUUUAUUUUAACUAUUAGAUUCAUUAUGCAUUUAUAUAGGGAUUACUGUAAUUCUCCCUCUUUCUGCAUUUAUUUCAGUUUCUUUCUGAGAUUCAGCUUUAGUGUCCAAUGAUUAGUCAGGGCUGCCUGGACUAACCAAAUGUGUCUGUUAUGGGCCAAAGGUCUCAUUUUCCAAAAAACUAACACAUCUUGCACCUGUACUUAAUGGUAGUAAACUUAUGGAAUGGCUGAUACUGAUAUCAAAAUAUACUGCAAAGUUUUUUAUGAUUUAAAAUUGAACAAAUACAUAUCAAAAAUAUUAUUAUUACUUAAUUACAACAUGUUGACAGUUAGUUAUAAACACUGGCAUGCUAUAAUGUCUGAAGUGAAAAGGAAUUGUCUGUAAUUAUAAGAAAAAUAUUAUACCUAAUGGUUGUUUUAUUUCCAAUUAUAUAGUAUAGAAUUGAAAUCCUGUUCAUUUCAAUUAAAAUAUUUUAUAACAUGAUCCA